This is a messenger RNA of Metarhizium brunneum ARSEF 3297, 597 nucleotides long. RefSeq names its product Vesicle transport v-SNARE protein vti1 (gene vti1). Gene Ontology annotation, biological process: Golgi to vacuole transport; retrograde transport, endosome to Golgi; macroautophagy. The record is from RefSeq and is a predicted model, not a curated record. Gene Ontology annotation, molecular function: SNARE binding; SNAP receptor activity. Gene Ontology annotation, cellular component: endoplasmic reticulum membrane; Golgi apparatus; late endosome membrane. Lineage: Eukaryota; Fungi; Ascomycota; Sordariomycetes; Hypocreales; Clavicipitaceae.
AUGUCUAACCCUCUCGACACCGAGGCUGGCUCUGAGCUGUUCAGCUCCUACGAAGCAGAGCUUAAGCUUGUACAGGCCGAUCUUCUACAGAAACUGGAUCAAAUCCCAGAGUUGUCAGGGGAUCCCCGCAAAAAUGCAGUGUCUCAAGCCGAGCGAGCUUUGGAGGAAGCAGAGGAGCUUUUGGGAUCUAUGCGCCUAGAGAAACAAAACAUUCCAACAUCCUCACGAGCCAAGGUCAAUCAACGAUUCCGCAACUACGAGCAAGAUGUCGACUCCCAGCGCCGGAAGCUGAAGUCCUUCUCUAAUGAUCACCAAGGAUAUGCAUCACGAUACAGAGAUGAGCCUGAGGGCUCAGCAGAUGCUCAUCUUGAGCAACGCCAGCAGUUGCUCUCCGGCACGGACCGUCUCGAUCGAAGCACCCAGAGGCUAAAGGCUAGUCAGCAAUUGGCGUAUGAAACAGAGGCCAUCGGAGCUAGCACACUAGCCGACCUGUCAUCUCAGCGCGAGAGAAUUCAGCAGACGCAUGAGACCUUGCUCAAUAGUGAAGGCUACGUCGACAGGAGUGUAAAGACGUUGCGGGGGAUGGCUCGCAGGUAA